AUGUCUCGUAGAUCAUGUUUUAUUUUGAACCAAAUUAGGUUUGUCGAGUCGCAGAAUAACCCAUCAACUGAUCCAGUACUUUUAUGGUUAACUGGUGGUCCAGGAUGUUCCGGUCUCUCUGCUCUGUUGACCGAGACUAAUCCUUAUUCGUGGAAUAAGAAAGCUUCCAUUCUGACCCUGGAAUCUCCUGCCGGCGUAGGAUACUCGUUCGCCACCGACAACAAGCUCAAGACUGGUGACGACCAGGUAUCUUAA
This is a messenger RNA of Strongylus vulgaris, 255 nucleotides long. The record is from the annotation of a GenBank genome assembly. Lineage: Eukaryota; Metazoa; Nematoda; Chromadorea; Rhabditida; Strongylidae.